UCUAGGUAUUACGGUUUCAGAAAAUGUUGUCUUUGAUUACUACUGCAAUAGUUGGUUUAUUGCUAGGUUUCAUUUACAAAUUCUUUACCCGAGAUGGCCGCUCAUUUCCUCCUGGGCCGUUUGGAAUUCCGAUACUUGGCAGCUUGUAUCUCCUGGGAGAAUAUCCAGAGAAGAGUACGAUGAAAUUGGCGAAGAAGUACGGAAACGUGUUCAGCUUAAGAAUCUUUAACAAAAGAUAUGUUUGUCUGAUCGGUACGAAAGCAAACAGAGAGAUUUCAUUGAACAAUAAUGUUGCGGAUCGAAAAGGAAAUUAUGUGGUUAAUAUGGCUAAAGGAAACGACGACCCUCCAGGAGUUAUCCACAGUAGAUAUUCUAGUCAAGAAAGAGCAGAUCGACAGUUUCUUCACACUAUGUUUACAGAUGUUAACGCCCUGCCUGAUAAUAACUUUAAAAAAAUUGCACAAAGAGAAACGACAAAGUUGGUUGAAAAAUUCACAGCCAUGUUCGAGGGUGCAGGAGCACAUUAUGUUCGGGAUGAAAUAAGAAUGUCGGUGUUUACCACAAUGUCAUCAUUGGUUUUCGGAAGUAGGAAUCAACGAUCGGACGAAGAAAUUGCAAAAAUGGAACAGAUUAUGGCAGCGUUUAUUUCACUUGAGUAUUUCUUCAGAGAUAAUAAGAUUUUAUUCCCUGAAUAUCUCCCUUGGCUGUCUAAAAUAUGGCUCCCUAAGGCAGCGAAGAUGUUUUUAGCAACAUGCAAAGGUAUUUUCAUAUAUAUCGAAGACGGCAUAGAAAAUCACAAAAAAACUUUUGAUGCUGAAAAUGAUCCACGCGAUAUGGUCGACUGUUACUUGAAGCUUAUUGCACAAGGAAGCACAAAGAAGGACAUCGUUCACAAUGAUCACAACAUGAAAAUUCUGAUAUUCGAUACAUUUCUAGGGUCAAUCAAGACGUGUUCCACCACCAUUGAAUGGGCUUUGGUGUAUCUUGCGGCCCAUCAAGAUGUGCAAGCAAGAUUGUAUGAGGAAAUAAAGCUUAUUCUCGGAUCAAACGGAAAUGUGACAUACCGUGAUAUAAUGAAGAUGCCAUAUGCCAAGGCUACUUUAUACGAAGUCUCCAGAUUCUGUUAUUUGCUGCCACAAGCAAUUCCCCGUGUGUCAAGCAAUGACAUCACCUUUAAUGGAUAUUUUAUUCCGAAAGGAACUACAUUCCUAAUGAAUCUAUAUUCGUGUAACACACAGGAAGAUAAGUGGAAAUAUCCUGAUGAAUUCAAUCCCGACAAUUUUCUAGGAGAGGACGGUGAAUUCAAAGACAAUGAUGCAUUCAUGGCUUUUGGAAUUGGAUCAAGAAAAUGUGCUGGACCAGACGCUGGCAACCAACAAGUUUUCAUGAUCAUGAUAAAAGUUGUUCAAAAAUUUAUCAUCAAGCCGAAAACAGACAACACGAAGAUAGACUACAAGGGACUGCCUGGAUUUGUACGUAUGCCUGCCAAACAGAAACUUCGCCUAGAACUCAGAACUUGAGACGAAUAAGGAUUAUUAUUGGACAACUGUUCGAUAAAUAAACUGUAGAUUUUUUUUAUUGAGUAGCAGUAGUAUGAUACGAACAUUUCAUCAUUUACAUUACAAUGUUUUAGAUCAGUGGUUGUCAAACUUUUUAAGUCCUACCUCAAAAAUAACUAGCUAACAAUAGGCUAUAAAUAACAGUUAGUGAGACGAAAAUAGGUUUUAUUCAAAAAAUACUUCGGAAAUACGUGAAUGAAACGUAAAUAACGUAAUUAAUGAAAAGUUUUGAAAAUAAAUAAGGCGGGCAAGAUCCAAUAUAAUAUUUUAUUUUUAAUCCGCUUCACGCGUCUUGUCUAAAACGACUGUUUUAGAUGUAUAUAUUGCAAAGUUCAACAAGUUGAAAUGAACUCUUCUUGAUUCAUCGAUCUGGUUAAAUCAAAAUAAAUUUUAGGUUAGUUCCGUUUUAUAGCUUGUGUAUUCUCUAUAUAACUUUAAUUAUAACUUCAAAUUGUAUUAAACACAAUGGAUCGCUGUGCUA
Messenger RNA from Styela clava, 2040 nucleotides. Its product is annotated as cytochrome P450 2J4-like. The record is from RefSeq and is a predicted model, not a curated record. Gene Ontology annotation, molecular function: heme binding; oxidoreductase activity, acting on paired donors, with incorporation or reduction of molecular oxygen, reduced flavin or flavoprotein as one donor, and incorporation of one atom of oxygen; iron ion binding. Lineage: Eukaryota; Metazoa; Chordata; Ascidiacea; Stolidobranchia; Styelidae. Gene Ontology annotation, biological process: xenobiotic metabolic process. Gene Ontology annotation, cellular component: intracellular membrane-bounded organelle; cytoplasm.